Sinocyclocheilus rhinocerous is the source of this 7805-nucleotide messenger RNA. RefSeq names its product phosphatidylinositol-binding clathrin assembly protein-like. The transcript has 21 exons. Gene Ontology annotation, molecular function: phosphatidylinositol-4,5-bisphosphate binding; SNARE binding; clathrin heavy chain binding. Bases 962 to 2866 code for a protein of 634 amino acids. Lineage: Eukaryota; Metazoa; Chordata; Actinopteri; Cypriniformes; Cyprinidae. Gene Ontology annotation, cellular component: extrinsic component of presynaptic endocytic zone membrane; synaptic vesicle; clathrin-coated vesicle. The record is from RefSeq and is a predicted model, not a curated record. Gene Ontology annotation, biological process: clathrin-dependent endocytosis; clathrin coat assembly; synaptic vesicle budding from presynaptic endocytic zone membrane.
UCAGCUGUCCUCGUCGGGAUGAGUGCUGGACUUGUUUUUAACAAUAUUUACCACUCUUUUUGAAGAUUUUGUGUAAUCUAGGCAUAGCUUAGGCUCGCACAGGAUUGUUUUUUUGUUAGUAGUGUCUAAUAUAAGAAAGCUGGAGCACUAAUUCAAGUUCAGAUGUGAUUUAAGCUAUCUACUCAGCUGGCUGGGCAGAUAGUUUAGGUUGUCGAUUAGAUACGUCGCUUAAAUAGCUUGGUUACAUAAUACUUUUGUUUUGUUACCGGUAUAGUUACAUUUUUGAGUUGAUCCAGCUUUCUUUUUUCUCUUUGCCAAGUCUCUCAUAGGGUUUGGUUUGUAUGUCUAUGCAUAUUUCUCGCAAGGAAACCUGUCGGAGUUGUUAGGUCUUGGUGCCAUUAUAAUAGUAGGUUCAUAAAGACAGGAAAAACCACAGAACAGAUUUGCCUAUCUAAUCACAAGCUAGUCUGCGGUGCUUCCAAGAUCCACUUUGUUUUCUUUUAGAAGGUCUGUGUUGGUGAGGCACAAGCUGGCUGACAGGUGAUAUUUUCUGCCUGAAUCCUCUGAGCUGGCCUGACUGAUAGCUAUGACAUUUUCCAACAGUUGUUUUUUAUCUUCAGACUUCAAUAUUACAAGUAUCUGCUCUUGGUGCCAACGCUGUAUGAGUAAUUUUAGCUAACAAAAGCUCAGAUCGCCCCUCCAUAUUAGUUACGGCAUAUCUAGUUGUGAUAUUUUUACUAGUUAGGUCACGUUUUCCUUCCAUUUUUGCUACAAGUGUGUGAAUUAGUGCCAGUUGACUUGGUGGCUGGUUCGAAACGUAUCAAACUCAUCAGUUUGUAUCGAGUGUAUUUUUGUAAAAUCGUCAACUCCUAUACUUAGAUCUUAGUGGAAAGACACACCUUUUGCAGCUAGACCAGGUCAAGUUUAGUGGUCAUUUUUCGUAGCUCAGAGUUGAAUAAAAAUGUCAGGACAGUCCAUCACAGAUCGCAUCGCAGCGGCCCAGCACAGCAUGACUGGAUCAGCCAUCAGCAAAGCCGUCUGCAAGGCCACAACGCAUGAAGUCAGUGGACCCAAAAAGAAACACCUCGAUUACUUGAUCCACUGCACCAAUGAGAUGAAUGUGAACGUGCCACAGUUGGCCGACUCUCUGUUUGAAAGAACCACCAACAGCAGCUGGGUUGUGGUCUUCAAAGCGCUCAUCACCACACACCACCUAAUGAUGUAUGGAAAUGAGCGUUUCAUUCAGUAUCUGGCCUCAAGAAACACGCUCUUCAAUCUGAACAAUUUCCUUGAUAAAGGUGCAUUGCAAGGCUAUGACAUGUCCACGUUCAUCAGACGGUACAGCAGAUAUCUCAAUGAAAAAGCCCUUUCCUAUAGGCUGGUGGCUGUGGACUUUACCAAGAUGAAGAGAGGUAUUGAUGGAGUCAUGCGUACCAUGAACACAGAGAAGCUGAUCAAAACGUUGCCUAUCAUUCAAAACCAGCUGGACGCGCUGCUGGAUUUCCAGGCUAACCCUAAUGAGCUGACUAACGGAGUGAUCAACGCUGCCUUCAUGCUGCUCUUCAAAGACUCCAUCCGUCUGUUUGCUGCCUAUAAUGAGGGUGUUAUCAACCUGCUGGAGAAAUACUUUGAUAUGAAGAAAAACCAGUGUAAAGAUGCUCUGGACAUCUAUAAGAAGUUUCUGUACAGGAUGAGCAAGCUGUCAGAGUUUCUUAAAGUGGCUGAGCAAGUUGGGAUUGAUCAGGGUGACAUCCCAGAUCUCACUCAGACGACUAGAGGAUCUUACCUUGCUCCCAGCAGUCUCCUGGAGGCUCUUGAGCAGCACCUGGCCUCUUUGGAGGGAAAGAAAACCAAGGAGCUCUCCGCUGACAACAGAGCCAACACUCUGUCCAAUGCGGUGUCGUCCCUGUCCAACACGGGCAUGUCCUUCUCCUUCUCAUCCAGCAGGAUGGACGAGAAGGAGAAACAGCAGGCCCUGGAGGAGGAGCAAGCCCGUCUGCAAGCUCUCAAGAACCAGCAUCUGAAGGAGAUCAGCAUGCAGACGCCCUCCACCUCACCCAGCACACAGUCUAUGGGUAGUGUCAACAACCACACUGCGGGCAUGGACCUGUUCACCAACACCACAAGCCCACCCUCAACAAACAGCAUGCCAAACCUCACCAGUGACUUGUUUGACCUCCAGCCUGCCUUCAUUCCUGCUGUGCAUUGCACUCCUAUCUCCACCGUCAGCAAUGCCUGGGGAGGUCUAGAAAGCAGCACUCUUCAUCCCAUGGCUUCCCUGUCCACCAUGAAUGUAGAUUUUGAUGCUGUAUUUGGGACUAAUGCUUCCAAUAGUGAUGUGAAGCCAUCAGCUGGAGACUUGUUGAAGCCCGCGGUGACCGUUCACAGUCAGGCACCAGUCAUGCCCCCUCAUACAGCCAGUAAACUGUUGGCCAAUGACCUGGACUCGUCCCUGGCCAACCUCGUAGGCAACCUGCACUUUGGGGGAACACCAGGCAAAAAGUCUGAUAUGCUGUGGACUCAGCCUGGAGAGAGGAAGCUGACCGGUGGCACUAACUGGCAGUCAAAGACAAUGAGCAGCACCACUGCCUGGAGCCCCGCCCCCUUGCCACCUGCCGCCAUGCCACCCGCCGCCAUGCCCGUGCCACACUUGACUGGAAUGUUCUAUACUAGUUAUGCUCCUGCUCCCAUGGCGUUUCCCAUGACAACACCUCAAGUGCCUGUUUAUGGAAUGGUCCCUCCUCAGCUGGGACAGAUGGGAGGGGUUCCAGUAAUGACCCAACAACCCAUGUUGUACAACCAGCCUGUUCUCAGACCCACUAACCCUUUCACCCCCAUCCCUGGGGCCCAGAUGCAGUUCAUGUAAGUAGCACUUAAGCAGAGCGCCAAACAAGACGGCUGAAAAGAACAACAAGCAAGUGAGAGGAGGAUCCGACUACCACCAAAUAAAAGGAGAUCAAGACUAAAAGAAAGAGUGUGCAUAUUGAAAGGAAUGUGUUUGUGUCAAGAAUGCUUACCUCACUGUCUGAAACGGCUUACCAAACACACACACACAUAAACGAGAGCGCAUACAGUGUGUCAUUUUUCAGCUCUUGAGGUUCAUUUCUUUCCUGGGGCACGGUGUCUACUGGCAGGUGUGAUACAUCAUAGAUAUCGUAGAUUUUAUUGCAGAUAUUAAAUUACCUUGCACAGAGCACUCUUCUUUUCUUUUCUUUUUUUACUUCAUAAUUAAUAUGAAUUAGAUCUAAAGCCCAACACAGUGGACUUCCUGUUACUGUCAUUUUUUGCUCUGUUACGAAGAUGCCUAUGUUGAGUUCAGGAAAACAGUAAAUGUCAAAGUAAAUGCCCUGAACGGUGCAGGUUGCUAGAUCAUAAACACGUUUAAAUGGCUCAUUAACACAAUGCCCUGGCUUCUCAUUUCAGAACAAGGAAAGAAUUUGACCUCUUAUAUAAGGUGAUCUGAACCCCCAAGCACUUUACACAUGCAUUUAUGUGUAACAUUAUAUAUAACAUUGAGCUGGUCUCUUAUAUCUAGAAUGUUAGUAGUCUAAUGUUAACAAAUAAUGUGUUACUGUUACCGAUGGCUACUGUUCAAAACGGUUAGUCAAUCCGUCAUUGUUUAUACUGGUUUAAGGGUUUCUGUUUCAGACAUGAUGGUGGUCUUGCACAUACAUACGCGCACACAAAUUGGUGUUACGUGAGCCACAUGAAGAGCCCCCUCUCACUGGCCUCCCACCUUGUUUUGUCACUCCAAGGACACUGAUAAACAUAUCUGCUCCUGCUCUUCUGUGUUAACCAAACAUGUCACGCAUUUACAACUACAUCUCACACUCUGAGCCCACUCCCACAUGUACCACCCACCCUGGGAGCAUUGGAGAAGGGUACAGGGUGUGUGGCUCUAUUCAAAAAUCUGUUUUUAAUUAGGGUUUUGUUCAGUCCUUUGUUUUUUAAUCUUUUUUUCUAGAAAGCAUGUUAUAUAUGUUUUUUUUAUUAUUUCAGAAAAUGACAUGAAUUAAAAUGGUCUGUUUUAUGUUGCCAAAAUAUGUACUUUUGUGAUUCGAGAAAUGCCAUAAGCGAACUCUUGUACUCCGCGCCUGACCUCACGAUUCUUUCUCUGAAGGACGUGCGUAUCGGUGUUUGCCAACUUUGGAACCAAAAUCAAUAGCUAAAAUCUAUUUUUAGUAUGUUUUUCAGAAUACGGGGCACUGUUAACAGGGUAUCUUUAUUUUUGCUUGUGCAGCCAAAGCAUUUUUGGUCCUCCUGAAAUCCCUUUAACACUUUCUAGAGCAGGCUUCCACUUCAGCCUUCACAUCAUCCCAUAAUUCCUGCUUUGUUUCUUCAUGCUAGAUUUAGUGAUAACGUUUAGUUUUUAUUCUGCAUGGACUGAUAGAACGUCAGUUGAGAUAUGCUGUGGUUGUAGUUGUGCCAUGAUGAAUGAACCCCAAGAAGCUGUGGUUUACAAUGAUUUUAAAAUCGUAGUGAUUUUAGAGUGAUUUUAGAAUUUCCACUCCUUGUCGUGCCUAACAAUGCUUUUUAGCUGUUCUAAAAUCACUGUAAACUACAGCUUCAUGGGACUUAUUGCUUUUUUUAAAUGAUCACUACAUAUCGCUGGCAAGGUUUCAUAAUGUAAGCACACAUAAAUGCAAACUUUUAAUAAUUUAUUGGUAACAAACAAUAAUCCUUCCUCAGUCAGUCAUACACAUUUGGAGUUCCAUUAGGGUGAAUAAGUCUGAUUUUGACCUUCCAUCAGUUCAAGUGUGGUCUUUGCUUAGGACAUCAUCACAGCAAGUUUCAUGUUGUUGUUGUAAUUUGUGCUUUGUGACUGCCUGCCCUUCGUUUUGUAGAAACAAUCUGCAUCAUGUUUCUCUGCUUGCUUAUUUCUGUGUGAGUGCAAGAGUUGGUUACUAAUUCCUUAUUGAGCAUCUCUUAACAAGCUUGUGAGUUUAUUCUCCUUUGAGCGCCGUCAGGGGGUCCAGCAGGUUCAGACUGAAAGCUUUUUACAUGCAGGCUCAAUGUUGAUGCUCUCGCUGGGUUUGCAAGGUAACAGGGCACUGAAGAGCGAUGCCGUUUAAUUAGAAUCUCUUCUAUUAUCCACUCACAGGAGGCUUGGUUUGUGAGUGAGAGAGUAAAUGUACGAUGGUGAGCUUCAGGGAGGGUGAAAGAUCUCAAGAUGUACAAGGGCGCUAUCAUGAGCUGGGGUUUCCAUGGUAAUCUCCUGUUUCUGGUCCUUGGCACAGGUCGAUGAGCACAGCGUUUCCUUCUCUUAGUCAUAUUUUGUCUUUUUUAAAAUAUAUUAUUAAAAGCUCUGCAUGCAUUAGCAGCCCUGCCUGCGGUGAAGACUGUGUCUUCAGAUGCAAGUUUCUUUGGCAACCUAUGAGAGUAGGGCUUUCGGAUAACCUAUAGGCUUGUCGACUUGUUUCACUGGCUACGGGUCAUGACCGCUUUUUCUCUGACACACCAAAGGCUUUUCUUUACUUGGUUUUGCUGAGUUGAGGCGUUCAAGUAGCAAACUUUCAUUUUUAUUUAGAAUGCCUGCUAUGCAUAGAAACGUUCCCUAUGAUCUUGCUUUCACAGCUCCCCCUUGUGGUUGCUGUUUGUCAUCUUUUAUAUAAACAGCAGCUAGUUUGUCCUUUGUUUGCUGUUUAUGGGGCAGUUGUGCAGACAAAGCAAAUGUCUUGAGUGUAUUGGACUCACCGCUCUACAUUCCAUCCUUUAUUUUAGAGCACUCGACCAGACUGAAGAGCAGCCAACUCCAGUGUACUUCUGAACUACUUAGCCUGAUUUUAUACGUCUCGGCUGGGCUCAUUAGCUGGCCUGGAAUACUCAGCUCAGCAGCGGCCUUUCAGAAUCGAUGUGUCAGCGUGUGCCACACGUCUCAGACCUCUGGUGGGGAUGCUUGGUGUUCAGGUCCUUUUCACCUUUGGGCUGUCAUGGAGCUGUCUUGGCUUCUCUGGCUUUAAUGAUUUUGUUUUAGGUGGGUUAUCUGUCUGCUACAUUCUUAUUAGCAUCUUUUUGUCCUUAUUUUCCUGUUACAAAGAUAUAUGCAGUAUGUUUAGAAAUAUGUAUUCAGUAGAAGCGCCAUCAUCCCCAUGUAUCAGCCCAGGGGAGCAAUGCAGCAACUUUUUUUUUUAUCCAUUUAUCAUCAAAUGCCAAAAAAGAGAGCACACAACCUCCAUGUUUAUGCUGAUUUCCCCACUGUGUUUUUUGUAAUUUAUUUAUGCAGACCAUAAGGAAUUUAUUCAGCAUGGUGAAAAUAAAAAGCAGAAACUGUGGGAUUGUUUAACUUUUUUUUAUUUUGUCUUUCAUUUUUGUUUGCCUUUCAUUCACAUAAAUAAAGUCCCUUUUCAUUCCCGAGUUGUUGGUUAUUUUUGUUUAGUUUCAUUGUCUGGAAGAUCAUUGCCCUCGAGUUCAUUUUGGAUGACCUGACGUCCGGUUCUUUUGUUUUCUCUUCUCUGGCCUCUUGAAAUUGCACUUCAUGUCUGCCUCACGGCCCAUAAUGCAGGGUUUUUACAGUAUGAACGCACGUUUUAAAUACCUGGUCAAAUUUGUGUAGUGACGUGUUGUGUUGUUUUUGUGUCUGUCAAUGUGAUUUCUGUUGAAUCUAUUGCACGAGUUUCACUGCAACAGGAACCACCUGAUUUUUCUUUGUAGCACUUUUUGACAGUGGACUCAGAAACAGGAAAAUCAACCAAUGUUUCUUUGUAUAUCUUCUGUUUUAAUAUCAACUUCAACUGUUUUGAAGUUGUCCAGACCGUUAAACGUGUAUGUGAAGCUGGUUAUAAUGUAUGGAAAAAGAUGUACAGCAGCGCCUUCCAUUUUGUGGUCCUUUCCCCAACUUCACAGCAAGUCUUUGGCUGUUCGGUUCAUCUAAAUGAUAAAAUGGUUCUGUGAGAGUUCAAAUUACUCUCUAGUAGACCGUUUCCCAUCAUGACAUUAAGUUAGUUCCUGGACUAUGUGGCCAGGCAUUCAGUCUGAUUCCAUUAGUUACUAAGUAACCAAAUCUGGUUUAGAUUAUUUAACCAUUUGCUCUACUCAUCUGAAGGUCAACCACAUUGUGCAGUCACUAUUUUUUCAUUAUGUACCGUUGGGGAAAGGAAUCGGACAUGUCUGGUUGUGCUUGUACAUCAACUCUCUCAAGUCUGGUAGAAGGCUUGUAUUGGUAGUCAUCUGUGAAACUUUUAAUCUGUAACUAAAGCUGAAUCAAACACCCUCUUCAUUGACUUUUCAUCUGCAACUGCCUUUGGUUUCGCCGUGAGCUUCAUGAACCACACAGCACUGGUUGAAGUCAACGAUCUUAUGAUACCAGUCUCUCUUGAACUGUCGUAUGUACGCCUGCAAUGAAACGAUCAACCCAGAACCAAGAGAUGUGAUAGAUUUAACUCCCAUUUUCUUUCGAUCGCUUUAUAAUUUGUACCCGUUUUCUUGCAUGUUUUUGUAUCUGACAUGCCUGGGAAGGUUUCACAGUUCCAUGUAACGUUUGCGAAGUUCUAUUAAAUAUGGUGCUGUUUUUUAGUAACCAGUUGUUGUCGUAGUGAUGGACGGGUUCUGUGUUUAUCUGUUAUUUUUAUGAUUUGUCAGUGGUUGGUUGUGCUGAUCUGGUAUGUUAUAUUCCUUCUCGCAAUUUUUGCUCGAGUCAGUUUUUGUAAGUUCUUUCUUUCUGUCUCAGUCCCUGUUUUGUUGUCUGUAUUUGUGAAGAAAAUUUAUGGUUGCAAGCCUCUAACCUGAACCAUGAGUGAAUGCCUUGUGAAUAAAUGGAUUUAACGCUCGCUCUCACCGGUUUCUUAAUAAAGGACAUUUUUAACAGA